Molecule: messenger RNA, 2202 nt
Organism: Quercus robur (English oak)
Lineage: Eukaryota; Viridiplantae; Streptophyta; Magnoliopsida; Fagales; Fagaceae
Product: sugar transporter ERD6-like 6
Exons: 17
Coding region: 366-1646 (426 amino acids)
Biological process (GO): carbohydrate transport; transmembrane transport
Cellular component (GO): membrane
Molecular function (GO): sugar transmembrane transporter activity
Source: RefSeq, a predicted model, not a curated record
GAAUUCCAGUGUCGUUGAUAUGGUCACAUCCCUCUCACACAGCUGUAGCGCCCAAAAAAAAAAAAAAGAACAGAAAAAUGUGGAUAAGCCCUAAAAUCAAAUCCGUCAUUACCAUUUUUAUUAUCUGUCUGUUUCACUUUCCAGAAGUCACACACCAACAACCUCACACUUUUGUCUUUGUCCCCUCAAUAAUAAUUUCUUUUGUUUUUUUAAUAAUUACUAUUACUCUUCUUCCCGUCUCUUCUCUCUCUCUCUCUCUCUCUCUCUCUCUCUCUGAGGCAUUUCAACAAACAGGUACAGCUCGAAAAUAAAUAUUUCUGAUCUUCGACAUCAACGGGACUCUGAAAAAGACAGAAGCGACCGCCAUGAGUUUCAGGGACGAAUCUGAGGAGCUGAAGAAGCCGUUCCUCCACACGGGGAGCUGGUACCGAAUGGGGUCCAGGCAGUCCAGCAUCAUGGGCUCCUCCGCCCAAAUGAUUCGCGACGGCUCCAUCUCCGUCCUCUUCUGUGUCCUCAUCGUCGCCCUCGGCCCCAUCCAAUUCGGAUUCACCUGUGGGUAUUCUUCUCCUACGCAAGCAGAUAUAGUCAAGGACUUGAAACUCUCAGUCUCAGAGUUCUCUGUAUUUGGUUCAUUGUCAAAUGUGGGUGCCAUGAUUGGGGCAAUUGCAAGUGGUCAAAUUUCAGAGUACAUUGGGCGUAAAGGGUCACUUAUGAUUGCCGCAAUCCCUAAUAUAAUCGGAUGGCUAGCAAUAUCCUUUGCCAAAGAUGUGUCGUUUUUAUACAUGGGAAGGUUGUUGGAAGGAUUUGGCGUCGGUAUUAUAUCUUACACGGUACCAGUAUAUAUAGCUGAGAUAUCACCACAAAACAUGAGGGGAUCCCUUGGGUCUGUUAACCAGCUCGCGGUGACUACUGGAAUAAUGCUGGCUUAUCUAUUGGGUCUGUUUGUCAACUGGAGGAUGCUUGCAGUUUUAGGAAUUUUGCCAUGUACAAUAUUGAUUCCUGGCUUAUUUUUCAUACCAGAAUCUCCUCGGUGGCUGGCCAAAAUGGGGAUGACCGAAGAAUUUGAAGCCUCAUUGCAAGUUUUACGGGGGUUUGAUACAGACAUUUCUAUUGAAGUGAAUGAAAUCAAGAGAUCUGUAGCAUCAACAAGCAAAAGAACCACAAUCCGGUUUUCAGAUCUCAAGAGAAAGAGAUACUGGUUUCCUUUAACGAUAGGAAUUGGAUUACUUGUGCUACAGCAACUCAGUGGUAUCAAUGGCGUUUUUUUCUAUUCAAGUAACAUCUUUGAAAGUGCUGGGCUAUCAUCAAGUAAUGUUGCAACUCUUGGACUUGGGGUUAUUCAGGUUCUUGCUACUGGGAUCACAACUUGGUUGGUGGACAAAGCUGGCCGCAAGCUGCUUCUUAUUAUAUCAUCCACUGGAAUGACUCUAAGCCUUCUCCUUGUUGCAAUUGCAUUUUAUCUAGAGGACCUUGUAUCAGAAGAUUCUAGCAUUUUUGGGAUACUGUCACUCGUAGGGCUUGUGGCUUUGGUGAUUUCAUUCUCUCUGGGGGUUGGAGCUAUUCCUUGGCUUAUAAUGUCUGAGAUACUUCCCUUGAACAUUAAGGGCCUUGCUGGCAGCAUAGCAACAUUGGCUAAUUGGCUAUGACUGCAAACUUACUCUUGACUUGGAAUAGUGGAGGUAUACAUUUGUGUGUGCGCAUGUGCAUGUGUGUGUCAUGUUUUUACUGAUAUGAUUCAUUCAUUACAACAGGCACCUUCACCAUUUACACCUUGGUUUCUGCUUUUACUGUUGUCUUUGUGUCACUUUGGGUUCCUGAAAUUAAGAGCCUGUUUGGAUGUAGAGGGGAAGGAGAGGGAGUCGAGUAGAGUUGGCUUAAAAUAGACUAAUUUUAGGCCAAAUCUACUCUACUCUACUCAUCUCCCUCUUCUUCAAUUCAAACGGAUCAUAAAGAAAAAACUCAGAAAGAGAUUCAGUCAUCAUUUAGAUGAACUUUGUUGCUCAAGCAUGUAUUCAUCUUAAACUGGUUUUGAAGCCAAUACCAUGCAGAAAGCGUCACAUGCAGGUGCAGAGAUCAUCUACAUAAUCUCUCCAACCAUUUUGUAUGUUAUUUAUAGGGUAUCAUGUAUAGACAAUAGUCUCUCAGCAGUUGCUCUAUGGAGUCGGAUAUAAUAAAAGUAAAUGAAAGCAAAAUUUAUUCAAA